Messenger RNA from Osmia bicornis bicornis, 5370 nucleotides. RefSeq lists its product as uncharacterized. The transcript has 3 exons. Gene Ontology annotation, molecular function: nucleic acid binding; zinc ion binding. The record is from RefSeq and is a predicted model, not a curated record. The coding region runs from base 1 to 5370 and encodes 1789 amino acids. Lineage: Eukaryota; Metazoa; Arthropoda; Insecta; Hymenoptera; Megachilidae. Gene Ontology annotation, biological process: DNA integration.
AUGGCUAACGAAGCCAACGUACCAGUCGAGGGCAACCGACCUAUUAGCAUAAGGGAUGCAGCGGACAUAGUGCCACCUUUCGAUGGCCACAACAUAUCCGUAUAUCAAUUCACGAAGAAUUGCCUUAAUGCUAGAGGAAUGAUUUCACCGAACGCCGAAUACGGCCUGGUCCAGCUAAUUAAAAACAAAUUAUAUGGACAAGCUUCGAGAGUAGUAUUGAGCGGAGACUACAAUACAAUCGAACAGCUAAUUACGGUAUUAAAAUCACGAUUUGCUCCUUUGUACUCAUCGAUACAACUAUACGGAGACAUGUCGAAGAUGGCUCAAAUGGCGAACGAAGCAGUCGUCGACUAUAGCAGCCGAGUCUCUAGUAUCCUGCUGCAAAUUCAGAACUGUAAUGAAAUUGAAGUUCCUGAUCAUACGCAGCAAUAUAAUGUAUCUGCAGAAGCCAAUGCUGUCAAAGCAUUUCUGACUGGGAUGAAACCAGAAAUCUUCAGUCGAUUGCGAAAUUGCGAAUUCGACACCUUGGACGAUGCAAUUAGCGCAGCUAUCAAAGGCGAAGCGGAAUACAAAGAAAACAUGAUGAGAACGAAGAUAACUGAGGGAUAUACCCAGGCCGUUCAAUGCAGCAAUUGUUUUGGAUACGGCCACAGCACCAACACCUGCAGUAGCCGUUCAUUCCAAAGGCAGCAGGUAUCAUCAAUCCAGUGGCAGCCAAAAUAUUGCCAGCAUUGCCAGCGCCCGGGACAUACGAUUCAAAAUUGCUGGUUCAACAAUAACAACUUCAACAACAAUAAUAACAACAACUUCAACAGCAACUACAACAACUACAAUAAUUACAAUCAGCCAAGAAAUCAAUGGAUGCAACCAAACCGGGUUCCACAAAACCAAACCCCGGUAAACCAGCUUCAAAAUAUGGGUCGUAAUCCUUCAUAUCAACGCCAAGGAACGGGACAACCACCGGCUUUUCAACAUCCGGCAAACCAACCUUUGGCGAAUCCGACAAAUCAAACCCCGGGAAAUCAACCUCCUAAUAACUGGUACCAAGGCACCGCAAACUGGAGAAGACAACAACCUCCAAUAUGCGCUUAUUGCCAAAACAUUGGCCAUACUAUUGAACAAUGCAGGAAAAAAGCAUAUCAAGAAAAAAUCAAAAAUCAACCACAACAACAAACUACAACUCAAGAACCACAGGUACGUAAAGAAACAAACCUGUGUUUAAAAGCAAAUUACGCAGAAAAACCUCCAAGCAUCAAACUCAUAAGUGAAAAUUUUCAUCAAGGAGUAGCAUCAUUAAUGAUCGACACUGGAUCAGAUAUAAAUAUUAUAAAAAAACAUAUUAUAUCAAAUAAAGCGAUAAUUAAUACAAAUAUUAUCUUCGAAUUAAACGGAAUAACCGAAGGAUAUCUUUCAACCCUAGGCUACAUCGAAGUAAAAGCGCUGGAUACAGAGUCCAUAUUCCACGUCGUGGAGGACCUUCCAAUAGCACACGAUGGAAUACUAGGAACAGAAUUCUUCAAGAAUAGCGGAGCGAACAUUGACUAUGCCAAAUCUAUGCUCAUAGUCAACAAUUAUAUUAUACCAUUCCAAGAACCUUUAAUCACCAUACCAUCAAGAACUAGGACAACAAUACCUAUCAAAAUAGAAAAUACAAAAGAAACAACGGGCUUUAUACCAAAAAUUGAUAUACAUCCACAAUUAUACAUGGGAAACGCAGUCGUAACAAACAGAACUGGAAUAGCCUUCCUUCAUGCAACAAAUGUCUCUUCUGAAGAAAUAAAAAUUGAAAUGCCUACCGUACAAUUGGAACCAUACGAAGAAAUCAAAAUAGAAGAAGAAGAAGAAACGCUAUCAGACUCUACUAAACGCAUAACCACACUAUUUACAUCACUUCGCCUGGAACAUCUAAAUAAAGAAGAAAAAUCAAGCAUAAAAAAUUUAAUUUCAAACAACGCUGAUCGAUUCUAUUUAAACGAAGAUGAACUUGGAGCUACAAACAAAAUUUUUCAUCGAAUAAUUACAACCGACGAAGCUCCAGUUAAUAUAAAGCAAUAUAGAUACCCGCAAGCACUGAAAGAAGAAGUAAAUAAACAAGUCAAUGAAUUAUUAGAGAAAGAUAUCAUCGAACAUUCAUCAUCACCUUACAAUUCUCCAAUUUGGAUAGUACCAAAAAAAGAAGAUACACAAGGAAAUAAAUCAUGGAGAUUAGUUAUCGAUUUCAGAAAAUUAAACGAAAAAACAAUUAGCGAUGCAUAUCCAUUGCCAAAUAUAGUCGAUAUUCUGGAUCAAUUGGGAAGCGCAAAAUACUUCUCAAUAUUCGACUUAAAGUCUAGCUUCCAUCAAAUACCCAUGCAUCCAGACGAUAAGCACAAAACAGCUUUCUCAACGCCAUUUGGACACUUCCAAUUCAAAAGAAUGCCAUUUGGUUUGAAAAACGCUGCAGGUUCAUUCCAGAGGCUUAUGAACAACGUUCUGGAUGGACUACAAGGGGUUGAAGCAUUCGUGUAUAUUGACGACAUAGUAAUAUAUGCUAGUUCAAUAGAAGAACACGAAACAAAAUUUAAUAGACUUAUGGCAAGACUGAGAGAAGCAAACCUAUACCUCCAGCCGGAAAAAUGCGAGCUACUAAAGAAGGAAGUAGCCUAUUUGGGACACAUUAUCACAGAAGAUGGAGUGAAGCCUGACCCGAAGAAAAUAGAAGCGGUCAAAGAGUUUCCAGUUCCAAAAACAGUAAAAAAUAUUAGGCAAUUCCUUGGUUUAUGCGGAUAUUACAGAAGAUUCAUAAAAAAUUUUUCAAAAAUAGCUAAACCCUUAUCAGAUUUAACAAAAAAAGAACAAAAAUUCGAAUGGACGCAACAGCAACAACAAGCCUUCAUCAUCCUCAGAGACAAAUUAUGCGAAGAACCAAUUCUUCAGUAUCCAGAUUUUACAAAACCUUUCAAUAUUACCACAGACGCAUCCGGAAUCGCCGUUGGAGCAGUACUAAGCCAAGGCGAAAUCGGAAAAGAUCAACCGGUAUCAUACACUUCAAGAGUUUUAAAUAAGGCAGAAACUCAAUAUUCUGCCACAGAAAGAGAAUUACUAGCAGUCAUAUAUGCCGUAACUCAUUUUAGGCCCUAUAUUUAUGGAAGAAAAUUUUAUCUAAUAACAGACCACAAACCAUUAACGUGGCUGCAUAAUUUAACAGAUCCUGCAUCAAGAUUAAUGCGUUGGAAACUAAAACUAAGCGAAUACGACUACGAAAUUAAAUAUAAACCUGGAAAACAAAAUAUAAACGCCGACGCAUUAUCCCGAAAUCCUAUUAUAACCCUACCAAUUCAAGCGAAACGGAAACACUCUACCACGGAUUCAAAAGAGUUAAAAAAGAAGAAACAAUGGCACCAAUAUGCUACGAGACCUAGAGCAACCACUUCAACCACAGAAUCAAGAGAAAUUAAAAAGAAAAAACAAUGGCAUCAAUACCCAACACGCCCUAGACCAUCGACGACAUCCGAUUCUAGGGAAUACAAAAAGAAAAAGGAAACCCACCAAUAUCCUACACGUCCUAGACCAUCGACGACAUCCGAUUCUAGGGAAUACAAAAAGAAAAAAGAAACUCACCAAUAUCCUACACGUCCUAGACCAUCGACGACAUCCGAUUCUAGGGAACACAAGAAAAAAAAGGAAACUCAUCAACACCCUACAAGACCGAGACCAACAACAUCAUCAAGUUCAAGAGAAAUCAAAAAGAAGAAAGAGACGCAUCAAUAUCCAACAAGACGCCGAGACACAUCUUCAGAACAAAACAGACAGACAAAAAAGAAAAAACAAUCAUAUCAACACGCCACACGACAAAGAGAUACUUCCUCCGAAUCCGAAAGAAGUAUUGUAAGAAAGAAAACAACACACCAAUAUUCUACUCGCCAGCGAGAUACUUCAUCUGAUUCAGAGAGAGAAAUAAAAAAGGGAAAAAUUACACAACACCACAAAAGACCACAUAAAACAAGCAGCAGUCAACAUCAAAAACGUCUAAAAGAAGAUACUACUUCCAGUGAAUCAGAAUAUUGCGAUACUGAUGAAUUCCAAGAUCAACAACACAAGAAGAGGAAAAAGGAAACAUCAAGCUCUACAAACAAACAAUAUAAAAAGAAAAAACCGAACCAGGAAAAAAUCACAGUAGAAAUUCACCAAUUACCUAAAAAACAACUAAUUUCUGAACCUCCUAAACCACUUAAAAGGAGACAUGAACCAAUAAUAAUUGGUGAUGAAAUUGAAGAUUUUGAAGAGGGAAUAACUCUACCCAAACAUAUAUAUAGAGAACCACCCAAAAUAGAUUCAUCUUCAGAAACUAAAAAAGCAUCCUCAGAAAUAAAAAAAUCAUCAUCAGAAAUAAAAAAGGCAUCUUCAGGAACAAAAAGAGCAUCUUUAGGAACCAGAGAAGAAUUUUCAGAGCUGAAAAAAGAAGAAAAAACUGAUUCAGGAAGUACAUCUACAGCACCUAUAACUCCUAUUAAAAUUAUUAAAGAAGAAGACCAACUUACCACACAUAAAAUAACACCACCAAAAGUGAUCAGCAACCUACCAGUCACAUCAAAAAUAGUAGAGACAACUGACCACCUCUGGAUGAAGAAAGGGAUAGUAAUUGUAUUCCUAAAUGAAGAGGGAAAACCAAUAGAUAAUCAAUCAAGAGAAUUUUUACAAAAAGAAAAAAUGAAAAUACACAUACCUCAACAGGAAGAAAUUAUCAUACAUUUAAAAAAGAAGAAUAAAGAAAUAUUUGGCCUAGUAACACAAUCAAGAGAAGACCUACCUAAAACACUAAAAAUACUUUAUCAAGAAUUCCAUAAAAGACAAAUUCAAGAAUGCUCUAUACCUGAAUUAAAAGGAUUACAUAAACUCCUACAAGUAAUUUUUGCAGAAUCAAACAUUUCCAUCACAUUAUGUAAAGGAAUCAUUAUCACACCACCUAAAGAAGAAAGAAUACAGAUCAUUAAAGAAAACCAUGAAAGCCCAAACAUGAAAAAAGAAAUCACUGAUUAUAUUAGAACCUGCAUCAGUUGUCAAAAAGUAAAAUUAGUAAGGAUGAAAAACAAAGAACCUAUGGUCAUCACUGACACCCCUAUUGAUGCAUUUGACAAAGUAUCUUUAGACAUAUUAGGACCACUACCAAUUACUACAUCAGGAAAUAGUUAUAUACUCACCAUCCAGGAUAAUUUAACUAAAUAUUCAGCUGCAAUACCUUUAAUAUCAACCACAUCUGAAGAAGUAGCAAAAGCUUUUACAGAAAACUUUAUAUGCAAAUUUGGUAGUCCAAAAGCCAUACUUACAGACCAAGACUCCAACACAGCAGAAACUAGAAAUGGAUACACCAUGGAGGUUAACCCUCAUUGA